CUUUAAAGGCUCUUUCUUACCCAUAAUGCUUUGUGGGGACGUUGACAAGUGGAUCCAAGAUGGCGUAGAAAGUAAUGACAGGAACUGGAUGAAGUAAUUGAUCACUAAUGAACUACAGAGCCGGUGAGAUGUGCAAGAAAUUAUAAAGAGCUCUGAUGGGCUAUUUGGGUGUUACCCAGUGCAGUGAACUGCAGGAUUUUUGUCCCUGAGUCAUGGAAGACAGAAGAGCUGAAAGGUCAUGUGAACAAGCGUGCGCGUCACUGCAGAGGCAGGACUAUGACAUGGCCCUCCAGCACUGCACCGACGCCCUGCUCUCUCUUGGCCAGUACUCCAUGGCAGACUUCACAGGGCCGUGCCCGGUGGAGGUUGAGCGCAUCAAAAUUGAGAGUCUUCUUUACAGAAUUGCCUCAUUCUUGCAAUUGAAAAACUACGGGCAAGCUGAUGAAGAUUGUAGGCAUGUGCUGGGGGAAGGACUGGCCAAGGGAGAGCGUGCCUUCCGGGCAGUGCUGUGCUGCAUGCAGCUGAAAGGGAAGCUCCAGCUUGUGUCCUCCAUCCUUGCCAAGUCACUGUCAGGGGAGUCUCUGAAUGGGAUGGUAACGAAAGAUUUGACAAGACUAAAGACACUUCUCACAGAAACAGAGACAGCAACGAGUAAUGUCCUGUCUGGAUGUCACGUAGAAGACUUAGAUGAAGGGUCCUGUAAUGGUUGGCAUUUCCGCCCACCGCCCAGGGGCAUCACCAGCAGUGAGGAGUACACCUUGUGUAAGAGGUUUUUAGAGCAAGGGAUCUGUAGGUACGGUGCCCAGUGUACUUCAGCACAUUCCCAGGAAGAGCUAGCAGAGUGGCAGAAAAGAUACGCCUCCCGACUGAUCAAACUGAAGCAGCAAAGUGAGAAUAAACAGCUCUCAGGCAGCUACAUGGAGACCUUGAUAGAGAAGUGGAUGAGUUCACUGUCUCCUGAGAAAGUGCUUAGUGAAUGCAUAGAGGGAGUUCAGGUGGAGCACAGCCCUGACCUGUCGGUCACCGUCAACACCAAAAAAUCCCACCAGACGUGGACCUUUGCUCUGACCUGUAAGCCUGCAAGAAUGCUGUAUCGGGUAGCCUUGCUUUAUGACGCUCAUCGUCCUCAUUUCAGUAUCAUUGCCAUAUCUGCCGGAGAUAGUACUACCCAGGUAUCACAAGAAGUCCCCGAGAACUGUCAAGAAUGGAUAGGAGGAAAGAUGGCCCAAAAUGGAUUAGAUCAUUACGUGUAUAAAGUCGGGAUAGCAUUUAACACAGAAAUAUUUGGAACUUUUCGCCAAACCAUAGUUUUCGACUUUGGAUUGGAGCCAGUACUCAUGCAGAGGGUGAUGAUUGACGCAGCUUCUACAGAAGAUCUUGAAUACCUGAUGCAUGCAAAGCGGCAGCUGGUAACCACAGCCAAGCGCUGGGACUCUUCUUCUAAGACUAUUGUAGAUUUUGAACCUAAUGAAACUACUGAUUUGGAGAAGAGCCUUUUGAUCAGAUACCAAAUUCCUCUGUCUGCUGACCAGCUGUUUACACAGUCCGUCUUAGACAAAUCAUUGACCAAGACUAACUAUCAGGCACGGCUGCACGACCUGCUUUAUAUUGAGGAGAUAGCCCAGUAUAAAGAAGUCAGCAGGUUCAACCUUAAAGUGCAAUUGCAGAUUUUAGCAAGCUUCAUGCUCACUGGAGUUUCUGGGGGUGCAAAGUAUGCUCAGAAUGGACAACUUUUUGGUCGUUUCAAGCUUACUGAAACCCUCUCGGAAGACACUUUGGCUGGACGGCUGGUGAUGACCAGGGUCAAUGCUGUUUAUUUAUUACCAGUCCCUAAAGAGAAGCUCGUUCAGUCCCAGGGAACCAAAGAGAAGGUUUAUGAAGCUACUAUUGAAGAAAAAACAAAAGACUAUGUAUUUUUAAGGAUAUCCAGGGAAUGCUGUGAAGAGCUUAGUCUGCGGCCUGACUGUGACAUCCAGGUUGAGCUUCAGUUUCAGUUGAACCGAUUACCCCUCUGUGAAAUGCAUUAUGCACUAGACAGGAUUAAGGACAAUGCUGUUUUGUUUCCAGACAUCAGUAUGACUCCUACCAUACCUUGGAGUCCCAACAGACAGUGGGACGAGCAGUUGGAUCCUCGGCUAAAUGCAAAGCAGAAAGAAGCUGUUCUGGCCAUCACCACUCCACUCUCCAUCCAGCUGCCGCCUGUCCUCAUCAUUGGACCCUACGGGACGGGCAAAACCUUCACUCUGGCUCAGGCGGCCAAGCACAUACUGCAGCAGCAGGAGACCAGCAGGAUUCUCAUUUGCACCCAUUCUAAUAGUGCUGCUGACCUCUACAUAAAGGAUUAUUUACAUCCAUAUGUAGAAGCAGGCAAUCCCCAGGCAAGACCUCUCAGGGUGUAUUUCCGGAAUCGCUGGGUGAAGACUGUCCACCCAGUCGUGCAUCAGUACUGCUUGAUCUCGAGCACACAGUCCACCUUUCAGAUGCCCCAGAAGGAAGAUAUUCUUAAACAUCGAGUGGUGGUGGUCACACUGAGCACUUCCCAGUACCUCUGCCAGCUGGACCUGGAACCUGGGUUCUUCACGCACGUUCUCUUAGAUGAAGCUGCCCAGGCCAUGGAGUGUGAGACCAUUAUGCCUCUAGCCUUAGCUACUAAAAACACACGGAUUGUUUUGGCUGGUGAUCACAUGCAGCUCAGCCCUUUUGUUUACAGCGAGUUUGCCAGGGAGAGAAACCUUCACGUUUCGUUACUUGACCGACUCUACGAGCAUUACCCUGCUGAGUUUCCAUGCAGGAUCCUCCUCUGUGAGAACUAUCGUUCCCAUGAAGCUAUCAUCAACUACACCUCUGAGCUUUUCUAUGAGGGGAAGCUGAUGGCCAGUGGGAAGCAGCCGGCGCACAAGGACUUCUAUCCACUCACGUUCUUUACGGCACGGGGGGAGGACGUCCAAGAGAAGAACAGCACGGCAUUCUACAACAAUGCAGAGGUAUUUGAAGUGGUGGAGCGUGUAGAAGAGCUAAGACGGAAGUGGCCAGUGGCAUGGGGAAAGUUAGAUGACGGCAGCAUCGGUGUGGUGACGCCAUACGCUGACCAGGUGUUUAGAAUCCGAGCUGAGCUUCGGAAGAAGAGGCUCUCGGAUGUGAAUGUGGAAAGGGUGCUCAAUGUCCAAGGAAAGCAGUUCAGAGUUCUGUUUCUUAGCACAGUGCGUACACGCCACACUUGCAAGCACAAGCAGACGCCAAUUAAAAAGAAAGAGCAACUCCUGGAAGACUCCACCGAGGACUUAGAUUAUGGUUUUCUAUCCAACUACAAACUUCUCAAUACGGCCAUCACCAGAGCACAGUCCUUGGUUGCUGUGGUGGGUGACCCUGUUGCUCUGUGCUCUAUUGGAAGGUGUAGAAAGUUUUGGGAGCGGUUUAUUGCCCUGUGUCAUGAAAACCACAGCUUGCACGGGAUCACGUUCGAACAGAUCAAGGCACAGUUAGAGGCUUUAGAACUCAAGAAGACUUACGUGUUGAAUCCACUGGCUCCUGAGUUUAUCCCCCGGGCUUUACGACUGCAGCAUUCAGGAAACAGUAGCAGACAGCAGCAGUCACCACCCAAGGUGAAAAGCCUCUAUCAUCCCCAGAGUGAUCAUUUCCAGAGUGAUGGAAUUGUUCAGCCCAAUCCUUCCGUACUUAUUGGCAAUCCUAUUAGAGCAUAUACUCCUCCGCCCCCUCUUGGACCGCACCCAAACUUGGGAAAAUCUCCAAGCCCCGUUCAAAGAAUAGAUCCUCACACUGGGACUAGUAUUCUUUACGUACCUGCUGUCUAUGGAGGAAAUGUAGUUAUGUCGGUGCCUUUACCUGUGCCAUGGACAGGGUACCAGGGUAGGUUUGCAGUUGACCCUCGGAUUAUCACACACCAGGCAGCAAUGGCCUACAAUAUGAACCUAUUACACACACACGGACGUGGGUCACCGAUCCCUUAUGGUCUUGGCCAUCACCCACCUGUCAGCCUAGGCCAGCCACAGAGUCAGCACGCAGAGAAGGAUCAGCAGGAGCAAAACCGAAAUGGUAAAACUGAUACAAAUAACCCUGGACCUGAAAUUAAUAAGAUCCGAACACCAGAGAAGAAACCUACAGAGCCCAAGCAGGUUGAUUUGGAAUCAAAUCCACAGAACAGAAGUCCUGAAUCCCGUCCUGGUGUUGUUUAUUCCAACACUAAAUUUCCUCGAAAAGAUCAUCUCAACCCAAGACACAUAAAUAAUCUCCCUCUUCCUGCACCACACGCCCAGUAUGCAAUCCCUAGCCGCCAUUUUCACCCGCUGCCUCAGCUGCCCAGGCCGCCGUUUCCCGCUUCCCAGCCGCACACCUUGUUAAAUCAGCAACAGAAUAAUUUGCCUGAACAACCAAAUCAGAUGGCACCUCAGCCAAAUCAGGUGGCACCCCAGCCAAAUCAGAUGACACCCCAGCCAAAUCAGGUGGCACCCCAGCCAAAUCAGGUGGUCCAGCAGCAGAGCCAGGCACCUCCACAGGCCCCACAGCCAGCACCUCAACUCUCUCCUGCAUUUCAGGCGGGGCCCACCAAUGCAUUUUUCAAUAAUGCAGUUGCUCACCGACCACAGUCUCCUGCUGCAGAGGCUGUGGGUCCUGAGCAGCCGCCCCCUCCCGGGCUGCCCGAUGGCCACAGUCCACUGAGAGCCAUCACACAGCCUGGCCCCAUCCUGGCAUCACCUUUGAACAACUUUGUUGAUGAGAGCUCUCCAGGAUUGCCUAUAGAAGAAGCUUUGGAUGGAGUGCAUGGAAGCGUAGCUCUGGAGACGCUGAGGCAGCAGCAGGCGCGGCUACAGCAGUGGAGUGAGCACCAUGCCUACCUGAGCCAGGGCGGCAUCCCCUAUUCACACCAUCACCAUCCUCACCUCCCGCAUCUUCCCCACACACCCAUUGGCCUCCACCAGCCACCAGUGAGGGCAGAGUGGAAAGUCGCCGGCAGGGCUGACGAUGAAACAGAGACAACAUUCUCAAGGUUUCAAGACUUACUCAGAGAGCUGUCCCAUCGGGAUCAAGGUGACACUGGAGAACUAGCUGAAAUGCCACCACCUCAGUCAAGACUUCUGCAGUACAGACAAGUUCAGCCUAGAAGUCCGCCAGCGGUCCCGUCUCCCCCUUCCUCCACAGACCACAGUAGCCAGUUUGCUAACUUUAAUGACAGCAGCAGAGACAUUGAAGUAGCCAACAGCCCAGCAUUCCCGCAGCGCCUCCCGCCUCAGCUAUUUGGCUCCCCUUUCUCGUUGCCAUCUGAACACCUUGCCCCUCCUCCUCUGAAAUACCUGGCUCCGGAAGGAGCAUGGAAUUUUGCUAACUUGCAGCAGAAUCACUUAAUAGGGCCGGGCUUUCCCUAUGGCCUACCUCCAUUGCCUCCCAGGCCACCACAGAACCCUUUUAUACACAUCCAGAACCAUCAACACGCUGCUGGUCAAGAGCCAUUUCACCCACUGUCAUCUCGAACAGUGUCUGCUUCUUCGCUCCCCAGCCUAGAAGAGUAUGAGCCCAGAGGACCUGGUCGGCCCUUGUACCAAAGAAGAAUCUCAUCUAGCUCAGCCCAGCCUUGUGUGGAAGAGGCAAGCGCUCCCCAAGACAGCCUGGCUCAGGGCAAAGAAUCGCAGGGCCACAGCAACCCACCUGCCUUCAACUUCCCGGCCCCCGAGUCCUGGGCCAACACCACCUCAUCUGCCCCCUACCAGAACAUUCCGUGCAAUGGAUCCAGCAGGACGAGUCAGCCCAGAGAGUUGAUAGCUCCACCCAAGACUGUCAAACCCCCUGAGGAUCAGCUGAAGCCCGAGAGCGGGGAGGUGUCCAGUUCCUUCAACUACUCGAUGCUGCAGCACCUUGGCCAGUUCCCACCCCUCAUGCCCAACAAGCAGAUCGCAGAGUCCGCCAACUGCAGCAGCCAGCAGAGCCCGGCAGGGAGCAAGCCCGCCAUGUCCUACGCCAGUGCGCUGCGGGCCCCGCCCAAGCCCAGGCCGCCACCCGAGCAGGCCAAGAAGGGCAGCGACCCGCUGUCCCUGCUCCAGGAGCUCAGUCUGGGCAGCAGCCCGGGCAGCAAUGGCUUCUACUCCUACUUCAAGUGACCCCGCUCGCGCUGUCCUCAGAGAAUAUGCGGUUCCUGUCCAGUCUGCAGGAUGGAGGUGGCGGCUCUGUGUGCGUGCAGCCCUCCAUUACGUUCACUGCGCUCUCAGCCCCCUUGCUGCUAGACCUGCGCCUACGUUUAAAAGUAUAUUCCAUUAUUUUGCAUUUUUGAUGUGAGUCAGAAUUUUGACAGCUUUUAUGUAGAAUAAAAAUAUUUUUAAAUUUGUGUAUUGUUACAUAUGUUUGCAUCAAGCUAGCAGCUAAGAGGUUAACUGUGCAACUAUAAAAAAAAGAAAAAAAAGUUUGUCUAAAAUGUAUUUAAAAAGAAAAAAAUUGUUAAGUAGCAUUUACAUUUAUUCAAUAAUAUUACCACAUGCUGGGUUUCUGUACCAGAAAUGGCCAGUUGAUGUACAAAUGUAUGUUAUUUUUGCUUAAAUUCAGUUAAAAAUUUAAAAAAAAAAACAAAGGGGCAGCAUCUUCUAAGACCCCCUCCCCCCUUUUUUGUGAUCACAGGAUGCUGCGUUCUAAAACUUUCCGAGUUUUAGACGAUCUGUGACGUGCUCUUCUCUCCAUCAGCAUAGGGGAGGCCAAGGCUGCCUUUGCCCGAGUAUUCUGCAUGCCACCACUGGGUUUUGAAAUGUGAAAAAGAAAAAAGGAAAAAAAAAAAAAAAGCAACCCUGGUGGCAUAGUCAGUUUUCUUUGUUUUGUUUUUGACAAGCAAGACUUCCAGCUUGUCUUUAACAUUGAGGUGAGAGGGUUUGGUUUGGUUUAAACAAAUGGGGAAGCUGAAGCAUUUUUAGGAUUGUUGGUGCUUAGUAGACUUGAUAACUAUUUUAAAACUGCGUGAAUUUAGUGAAAAAUAUUUUUUCUCACUCUGCAUGUGUAAGUGUUCGUAGCCUGGCCCCCUCCUCCAGGGCAGAAAGACCUGUGCCAACUAACGGUUUGGGUUGCUUUUCCUCCAUUAACAAUGUUGGUACCUUAUUGAUGUUUACGUUAAGAUGAUGUGACCUACACAGAGCAAUUCUAAGAUCUUUCUAAGAUGUUACAUACACAGAGCAAUUCUAAGAUCUUUCUAAUUGCUUGUUUGAGGGAUAUCAUUAAAGGAAAAAAAAAACAUUGUCAAAAAUUGAUGAAAAUCUAGGGUAUGUUUCAGAUCCUUUGAAUCAUCUGAAAUUCCCCCCUUGAACUCAUUAGAAAUAUGAAAUUUAAGCAACUGUCCGCAGAGAUCCACAGCCUGCCAGUUGUUUUGAAUGAACGUUGAAGGAAGAGGUUGUCCUCACGUGUUAACACAUCCGAAACAAUGAAUGUCCUUUGUCAUUUCCUGAUCCCGUAGCUCUAAUUUUGUAUUUCUGAGAAAUCUUGAGACUACAAUCUAUCUUUUUUUUUUUUUUUUCCUUUUUAAACUAAGAUGAGGCCAGGGGGAUAUUUCAAAAGAGGCCGACUUUCCUGCCGAUCACACAUACUUUUCUGGAAGACUUUUGAUAGACCAUUUUAAGAUGGGUUGGAUGUGGCAAGGGGGCAGCAGAAUUAGUCUGUGUGACUAGAGGUUAGUCUAUUGCAGCCAGCCACAGCCCCCUGUGUGGGCUACACAGGCUGCGAUUAAAGGCUACGUUGGUUAAGGGGCAGCAAACUCCUGCACUGAUGAUACAGCCUCUCAGAUUCAGUUCUGCCUCUGUGCUCAGGACUGGGCUACUGGAACCUGGCUUCCUGUUGUUCCUGUCUCGGGCUACAUGCCUCUUCUGAGCUGCCAGGUAUGGACGGACCCACAGACUAAAGUGGUGUUCACAGAUCCCGGCAGGCACGGGGAUCCACUGAGUCAGGACACCACAUUCUGCGUGACAUGACAUCAUCACAUGCUGGCGUGACGCAGGCAGAAUGAGACAACUUUUGCCACAGGUCUCUGUUUGCUAACUCUGUGCCCAAGUAGGACUCACCCAUGAUAGAGCUGUCUGUGUCCCAUAGGUGAGUGCCCCCACGCCCACGCAUGCAGACACACAGGACAAAGUACAUGCCGGGCAAGAGUUCAGAGCCAUCCUGCUAAUUCAGACAGAGUUAUACUGUCAGUUUUCGGGUCACCUCUCGCCAGGAGAUCAUUGCCUACUUUUUUGUUUUUCAUACUUGAACCUUUAAAAAUAUAUGAGUUUUUUAAAUUAUUUAUAUUUAGUUAAAGUCACGUGUGCACCCUAUCAUCUUAUAUAAGACACUGAUGGUGGGACCCCGGGGAUGGGGAACCCGUCAGGUUGCGGUGACAUUCUCAACGUGGUUAUGUCUAAGAAAUGACACUAGCUACUUCCUUACUUGACUGCGCUGUUGCGAGUGUCGGUGCGUUCCCAUCUCUCUCCUGCUUCUGCAGUUGGGGGUUUCCUUCCGUCGCUUCACGGUCUGGUUAGAGUACUUAUCCCUCCUUCCCAGCGUUACUCUUGUCUUCCCGUCCAGGCUCUAAAAAGCCUAUUUCUUACACCCAGCACCUCGUAACAGUCGACAGCAGACCUUACCAGAAGAGCCAUUGCGAGCUCUCGCUUGGGGCUCUCUGCAGUCACCCCGGUAGCAUUAGCAGGGUUAGUCAGCCUCCCGGAAAUAGCUUGCUUCUUUCAUUCAACUUUAGAGUUCAGAUGGGACAUGUGUACAUACGUGUGUAUAUACGUGUUUGUUUACAUACAUAAGCACACAUUUAUUAUUUUUUUAAGGAAAACUUGAUAGGUCUGCCAUGCCUUUUCUUCUCCUGAGUUUCCUUUAUGGUUUCUUCUCUUCUCUUCAUCCUUUCCCGUCGGAGGCGUUUCCUUGUCCUUGCCAGUACUGGUUUUAGCCAUUGCAGUACAAACUCGAGGUGUUUCUUUCUUCCCUUUCUGUCCCUCUCUCCUUCAUCUUUCUCUUCCAGUUCUUUUAGGUGAUAAUUCAGAGUAUUCGCGCUAAGUUUGUUCCCCUCCCCCACCCCCCCACCCUUUAUCUCUUGAUCUAAAAAUAAAUUCCUGAUGAGAAUUGACAAGCCUCAUUCACUGUAUCAUGGGUAUUUUCUGGUGUGUUUUUUUCAAAGAAGUCCAUUGUGGCCCCACGCUUGCUAGUCACGUUAUCUCGUCCUUGACCAGUCAGUCGUUAGUUAUUGAUCAUGGAGACUAAGGAUCUCGGUCUUCCUGUCGUCACACAGACAUGCUCGCUGUCUGGGUCAUCUUGUGUGAGGAGAACAAAAUUGUCUGCUGUGGGUUCUUUUUCUUUUGCCUUGUUUCUAAUCAAGAUCGUAGGAUGAGUUCAGGUUUGAUGUAAGCAUCAACUGGUCCUUUCUGUUCAGAGAACUUCAGGGUAAGGAAAAUACGCGGAAGUCUCCCAGAGUAAGCAUUCCCCAGUAAACAUGGCGGUCUCUGGAGCCUAUGCAUUGGAGAGGUUUUCCUCUUUCUGAAGGCCUUGAGGUUCUGAGGAAACUGUCUUUUUAAUCUUGAGCUCAUAUGCUGUGUUAUGUUGCUGUAGUGUAGUUAAUGGUUCUAAGUUUGGUAUGUUUCAUUUUGAGAGCAAAGCUGAAAACAUAAAAGAAUGUAUCUCUCUAGCCACCGCGACUGCGAGUCAGGGUGUGGAGAACAAUUUUAGGCUAAAUCUGAACAUUCCCACGAUUGUCAUGGGAAAUGUUAGAUUUCCUGAACUAGGUGAUUUUUUGUUUGUUUGUUUGUUUUUUUAAGGAGAUGCUCAUGAGCGAAAGAAUCAUUGCGUAGUGGAGAGUUUUAUUAGUAGAAAAAUUAUGUAGAAACAUAAGUUUAAAACUUCCCAUAGAGUAAAACAUACACAUUACUGCUUUAAAAUAUUACCUAGGCUGUCCAUCCCUCCCCCACCCACCUCUCCACCUCCUCACACUUAAACCCGCCUUUUCUCAGUGAGUAGAUCCGGGUUUGUUUGUUUGUUUGUUAUUCUUGCCUUUCCCAUAAUGUUUGACAACCCUGCUCCCAACCGCCCCAUGUGUCCUGCUCACAUCUGGGCGCAGGUGUCAUCUGAUCAGUAUUCACACUGCCCAGAAGUUAGAGAAGAGGCAGGUGGUGCUUGCUCUCCUUGUUCAGAGCAUCACUUGGUGUGUCCCUGGUAGCCUGGUACCCAGAGUACCCGUCAUACGGGUCCUCAGAGCAUCCACUCCAUCAAGCCUUCACAUUUCCCUCUGCGACUUGACAGAGGCUUCGAGGUUCACACUUGCCAGUUUUAUCCCUCGUUUAACUAGCAAUUCCAAGACCACAGAAGGAGGGGAUUUUUACUGAAGUUUAGCAUCCCAAUAAAACAUCAGAAAGUGGCAUUAUAUCAUCAACUCUAAGCUAGAAUAUCAGGUCAAACAAUUUUUAUGUUUAAAGUUUUAGUGUAACAUUCAGAUAUUUCGAACCUACUGAAAAUAUCUACUUAACAAAACCUGCAUUGUUUAAAAAAGAAAAAAAGAAAAAGAAAAAAACUUUAUGUCAGGAGGUACAUAAUAGAAGACUCUAGACUUAGACUUGUGAGCUGUGGUUCUAAUCCAGCCCAUUUGUCCAGUGGUAAGCUUGAAGCUUCUGAAAUGAGUUUCAAGAGAGCCUACAAGUCUUAUAGUUUCAGUCAUCAGAGUGGUAGACCAGACUUUACUUGCAAUUUGUUCAACAGAGAGAUUUUAUUUUGAUACAAAUAUUAAACAUAAUGCAUAGUAAGUUUUAUAUAAUUCUAUGAGUUCAUUAAACAAUAUUAUGAGAUUUUCAGUAUUUUGGGGGGGGCGUCUUUUUGGCUAUUUCUACCUCAUAUGAGGUCUCUUCUGUAUUUUAUUUAGUAUACUAGCAUGUGCUUGCCUGCCUUAGAAUGAUGUACGGGAGGGGAAAUCAAUAUUACCUUUUAAGAAAAAUUUUGAUUUUUAUGGAAUAAUUGUUUUAAUAUUUUAAUGUUUGAAACUGAGGGGGGUAAGGGUGGCAGAUAACAUACAGUGGUAACUAUUUACAAACCUAUCAUAUUUUAAGAUUUUAGAAUUGUGAGCAAGAUCAAGAAAAAUAAAGGGGGAAAAAAAAGUGAUUAUGAAGCUGAAGCUGGCCUCAGUUUUCCCUGGACGGGUUGUUGAGAUUGCUGGGCCCACUGCCAGGGUGGCGUCACAGCCGUCCAGGAAGCGCACUUUGAGAGUCAGGAGGGGUUUAUCUCUUUACUCGUGGGCCAUUUUAAUCAUCCUGGCACCUCAAGUGGCCCGUUCGUGGGAAGAGCUCUCUCUCCCUUUGGGGUCUCUGCUACUCCUCAUUAGGGUGCAGGGGCGCUUUCAUUUCUGGAGUGAGUUUGUUGUUAGUGACGCAGCUGCCUGGCUAUUGUUCGGAAGCUGUGCGUUUGUGGGAUGUGCUUAGAGUCGACCUCGAUCCCUCCACAUGGAGACAUAAUUGUGGAAAGAAGCCAUCGGAUGCCCUGAGAGUGUGCUUGCACUUGCCCAGGCUCUUAGUCCCGGUCCUUCGGUGGCAGUGACUUGGGGCAUCGGAAACAUUAGACAGUCCCCAAUGAAUGGAGCCUAUAGUUUUUAAUCUUAUCCCCCCCUUUCUUAUUUUGUAUGUGUGUUGGGGCGAGGGCAAAGGAUUUACCUUCGUGUUAUAUGUUUCUCAGGUUAACAAAGUUAUUUUGGGUUCUCUGCCGUGCCUGCAGGUGUUAGGGAGAGCCUGGGUGUUGUAUGUGGCAGGAAAAAAGCAAUUGUUUCUGACUCCUUAGCUACCUUGAAGACCUCUGUAUGUUUGCCGAAGAGUUGAGGGGACACACCACCCGCAUAGCAUGAGUGACUCCUAAGUCAGAGCAGACAUGGGUGAGCACGUUAGUUUUGAGAAAGAAACUGCCUACAACAUAAUCAACCUGACAGGUCUUUGGAUAGUUUUACAUUUGUGUGUUGUGUUUAAUGUUCAGCCUGGGCUGCAGCUUGGCGGGUAUCGGGUUCUGCUUUCUGGUUUCUAGUCUGGCUUUGAAUUUACUGGGUUGCUAGCAAGAAAACAAAUCUAUUUUUAAGGGAAUAGAAUGUAGAACGGCGUAGGCGUAGAAGUAUAAUACACAGUGACCAUCAUAGAUUUACACAGCUUUAGAGUUCUUAGCCCCCAGGACUUCCUACAUAAAAGGCCCGGGAAGCUCUAGCUGCAGGUUGCUGGUGUGCUCAGCACAGCUUUCCUUUAUGCACUCCCAGCUUAUAAGGGACUUCGGUUUAUUUGCGAUUUGCCUUGCAUGAUACCACUUUGUAUCUUUCAGGAGGUCAGAGGACUCUUUUGUCCAGGUUGAAGUCCCAAAGUGUCAGUUUUACCUAAGAUUGUUUCUCAACGACCCCCCCUCCCCCCGCCGCCGCCGAAGGGUCCCUGAUUUCCAUGUAUCAGGAAGGUGACUGCUUCUAUCUAUCCAUGUAUAUGACAUUAUGUACAUCAAGUACUGAAUCUGAUUUCUGUGCCAGCCAUCUGACCUGAUUCUUUGAGACCCAUAAAGGUACUGGUUAUAGGUAAUAGUUGCAUCCCGGGAGAAUAGAGUGGUCCAAAUACUUUCUCUGAAUUAUAAAGCUAAUGGGGUUUGCAUUUUAGUAAAGCGUCCUAAUUGUCAGUGAUGCAGGAUCUUGCUUUUUAAUUUUUUUUUUUUAAAUACAAUUCUCUAAAUGUGGUCAGUAAUGUAUGGGAUCAGUCACAUAGUAGAUGCAUUCUGGAUCUUCUAUUGGGAAAGCCUUCAUAAGGGAGGCCAUAUGUAAAACCACCCUGGUCCGUUUACCUUACAAGCACCACUUAUGCAGCAUCUGACUCAGCAUAAAUCUAUGGCAAAACCACAACAGUGACUCUGUCCCUUUGCGGUAUACCAUGCCUCGUCUGAGAGGCUCUAAUACCGGAAGAGUUUAUUCUUAAAAGUAAAGAUGGUUUUGUAUCAUAAGAUAACCCCCAAAGCUGGCCACCAAGGCUUCCUUUCUCUGUUCUUCCUCUUUCCUAACUCGGGUUUUGGAGUCUCCUUAGCUUACGCUACUUUCUUAGGACUUUGGUUUUUGUUUUUUUGUUUGUUUUUUUUUGAGCCCAGGAGUCUACAGUGUGACCCUUGUCAGUGAAGUUCUUUUGUUUUAAAAGAUUCAUGGUAACACAAAAUGUAUUUUACUGCUACAACUAAAAUGUAUUUAUAAUAAAAAAAUGCCUUUUUAAUAA
Mus musculus (house mouse) is the source of this 13217-nucleotide messenger RNA. RefSeq names its product helicase with zinc finger domain (gene Helz). Gene Ontology annotation, molecular function: RNA helicase activity; ATP binding; DNA binding. The record is from RefSeq and is a predicted model, not a curated record. The transcript is spliced from 33 exons. Gene Ontology annotation, cellular component: nucleus; cytoplasm. Bases 213 to 6110 code for a protein of 1965 amino acids. NCBI's taxonomy places the organism in Eukaryota, Metazoa, Chordata, Mammalia, Rodentia, Muridae.